UUCUAGUUCCUAUUAUUGUUAUCUCUAACUCACGUAUCCCAUUGAGCUCUAGUGGAAAUGGCGGAGGUAGCUGUGAACUUAGUGCUCGAGAAGUUGAUUUUUUCUCAAGGAAGAGAUGCAACUGGUGAGAGAUUUUCAUGCAGAAGUUGUAGACAUGAAGCUUGAGCUAGACUUCAUUUCCUCUUUCCUAAGAGAUGCAGAUGCUUGGGCGGCCACUGAAGAAAGCAAUGAAAGUGUGAAGACAUGGGUUAAACACAUAAGGGAAGUAGCUUAUAGCAUAGAGGAUGUCAUGGAUGAAUACAUGCUUUAUGUGGCAAAACACCGUGAUCGACAUGGCUUCAUGACUUUUCUGAAAAAAAUAGCUGGUUAUGUCUGGAGUUUAAAGAGCAACCGUCAGAUGGUGUCAAAGAUACAAGAACUCAAUCGAUCAGUUCAUGAAAUUGGAAACAAGAGAAGAAGACUUGACAUCAGUUUCAAUGACCGACGUGGAUCAAGCAUAGGACAUGUAGACCCUCGAGCCGGCCUCCAUUUUGUUGAUACUGAUGCACUUGUCGGAAUCGAAGCUUCAAGAGACGAGCUUGUCGGAAGAUUGAAUGAGGGGGAAUCCAUGCGCACAGUGAUUUCACUUGUGGGUAUGGGAGGGCUUGGAAAGACUACUCUUGCUAAGAAGGUAUAUGAUGACAUUAAAGACCAUUUUGAUUGUCAUGCUUGGGUCACAGUUUCACAAUCAAACAACAUGGUGGAGCGGCUUAGAAGCAUGAUCAGACGAUUCCAUGAAGCAAAGAAAGACCUUCCUUCCAACGGAAUUAACAAUGUAAUGGACGUCGAGGAACUGAUCAGCAAAUCCAGAGAAUAUUUGCAAUACAAGAGGUAUGUUGUUGUAUUUGAUGACGUUUGGCAGGAAGAAUUUUGGCGAGUAAUUCAAUCUGCUUUGCCUGAAAAUAACAAUGGCUGUAGAAUUAUAAUCACCACAAGAAGCCUCAGUGUUGCAGAAUUUUGCAAGCAAUCUUGCCUUGUUCAUGUUCAUAAUUUGCAACAUUUAUCUCUAGAAAUGGCCCAAGAGCUACUAUGCAGAACAUUAAAGAGUUUAUCUUUGGACAUUGCCAGAAAGUGUGAUGGAUUGCCACUCGCAAUUGUCACCAUAGGAGGGCUUCUUUCAACAAAGGGCAAAGAUGUAUUUGAGUGGACAAGGUUGUGCAAUGACCUCAGUAAACAACUGAAGAGCAAUCCACAUCUUGCACAUGUCAGAACAAUUCUAUCCUUCAGCUAUCACGAUUUGCCCCAUUACCUGAAAUCUUGUUUCUUAUAUAUGGCCGUGUUCCCGCGUAGUUAUCACAUUCGAGUCAAUAAACUGAUUCGAUUAUGGAUUGCAGAGGGUCUUGUAAAGGAGAAUCAAGAAAUGACAUUGGAAGAAACUGCUAAAGCAAACUUAACUAGGCUAAUUAACAGAAGCUUAGUUCAAGUUGAAUGGAGCGACUCCACUGGAAGAGCUAGAUCAUGUCGAGUUCAUGAUUUGAUCCACGAAGUUGUUCUUUCCAAAUUAGAAGAACUAAAUUUGAUUCAAUCCUCACAAGCAAGUUCCAACGGUGCUGCUCGAUAUCUCUGGAUCGACAAUAACAGAGCACAUGAUUUGUCAAGGAGAAAUGGUGACUUUCGAACUCAUUCUAUUAUCUUUUCCAAUUUACAAGAGUUGCAUGAUCCUGUCUUUGAGAGACUGUCCUUAAACUUCAAACUUUUGAGAGAAAUAGAUUUUGAAAACGCCCCAUUCGAGUACCUCCCCGAGGAGAUAGGGAAUUUGUGGCAUUUGAGAUAUCUAAGCUUAAGACAUUCAAAAAUAAAGAUGCUUCCCAAGUCCAUAGGAAAAUUGCAUAACCUCUUGACUUUGGAUUUGAAAGGUUCUUUCGUGGUUGAGAUCCCAGAUGAGAUAAGAUAUCUGUGUAAGUUGCAAUAUUUUCGAGCUUACACAGUCGAUCUUGUUAAUCAUUACACUAUAGAUUCUGACCAAGGCGUAAAGAUCAAUGACAGUGUCUUCGGGAGCUUAGAGUCAUUAGAAAAGCUUUAUUAUUUAAAGCGGUUGAGGAAAUUGGGAAUCACUAAACUGAAAUCAGAUUGCGGGGAAGCUUUGUGUGGUGCUAUAAAGCAGAUGCCCCACCUUUAUGCACUGCGUAUUUCGGCAGUGAAAGAAAACGAGGUUCUUGAACUGGAAUCAAUGUCUCCUCCUCCAUCCCUUCAUCGUCUUCGCUUGCAUGGACAACUAAUGACGCUGCCCGGUUGGAUUGCUGAACUGGAGAACCUAGUCAAAAUUAGUUUACACUGGUCUAGCAUAUCAAAUGAUUCGCUUAAAAUCCUUGGAGAUUUGCCAAAGCUGUUAGAGUUCUGGCUUUAUGAAGGUUACAAUGGAGUUGAAUUGCACUUGGAACAAGGAAAGUUCAAAAAACUAAAACACCUUGCACUUCGUCGUUUGUACAAGUUGGAGAAAGUGGUAAUAGAUGGAGGGUCUUUACCUUGCUUGGAGACACUUGAAAUAGGGACUAGUCCACUGAUGAAGGAGGUUCCCACCGGCAUUGGCAGCUUAGAAUCCUUAAAAAUCUAGGAUUUUACAAUCUGCCAAAGGAAUUUGCCAAAAAUAUACUGCCAAGUGACGGCCUGGAUUACUGGAAAGUGAAGGAAAUUCCAAAUGUUUGCUUUCACUAUA
This is a messenger RNA of Hibiscus syriacus, 2695 nucleotides long. RefSeq names its product disease resistance protein RPM1-like. Gene Ontology annotation, biological process: defense response to other organism. The coding region runs from base 116 to 2593 and encodes 825 amino acids. Lineage: Eukaryota; Viridiplantae; Streptophyta; Magnoliopsida; Malvales; Malvaceae. The transcript is spliced from 3 exons. Gene Ontology annotation, molecular function: ADP binding. The record is from RefSeq and is a predicted model, not a curated record.